AUGACUACACUGGCUGCAGGCGCUGCUGUCAAGGCCGUAGUGCCUUUCCUCGAACUCAAAAACAGCCCCGAGUCAAGGGCAAGGAGAGGGGCUAGGCAUAAGGUUAGUAGUGUGGUUAAGGUUAGGGCUAGGCAUAAGGUUAGUAGUGUGGUUAAUGUUAGGGCUAGGCAUAAGGUUAGCAGUGUGGUUAAUGUUAGGGCUAGGCAUAAGGUUAGUAGUGUGGUUAAGGUUAGGGCUAGGCAUAAGGUUAGUAGUGUGGUUAAUGUUAGGGCUAGGCAUAAGUUAAGCAGUGUGGUUAAUGUUAGGGCUAGGCAUAAGGUUAGCAGUGUGGUUAAUGUUAGGGCUAGGCAUAAGGUUAGUAGUGUGGUUAAGGUUAGGGCUAGGCAUAAGGUUAGUAGUGUGGUUAAUGUUAGGGCUAGGCAUAAGUUAAGCAGUGUGGUUAAUGUUAGGGCUAGGCAUAAGGUUAGCAGUGUGGUUAAUGUUAGGGCUAGGCAUAAGGUUAGUAGUGUGGUUAAGGUUAGGGCUAGGCAUAAGGUUAGUAGUGUGGUUAAUGUUAGGGCUAGGCAUAAGUUAAGCAGUGUGGUUAAUGUUAGGGCUAGGCAUAAGGUUAGCAGUGUGGUUAAUGUUAGGGCUAGGCAUAAGUUAAGCAGUGUGGUUAAUGUUAGGGCUAGGCAUAAGGUUAGCAGUGUGGUUAAUGUUAGGGCUAGGCAUAAGGUUAGCAGUGUGGUUAAUGUUAGGGCUAGGCAUAAGUUAAGCAGUGUGGUUAAUGUUAGGGCUAGGCAUAAGGUUAGCAGUGUGGUUAAUGUUAGGGCUAGGCAUAAGGUUAGCAGUGUGGUUAAUGUUAGGGCUAGGCAUAAGGUUAGCAGUGUGGUUAAUGUUAGGGCUAGGCAUAAGGUUAGCAGUGUGGUUAAUGUUAGGGCUAGGCAUAAGGUUAGCAGUGUGGUUAAUGUUAGGGUUGGUUUCAAAUCUGAUUUUAAGAAGAGACAAUUGUAGAAAUAGGCCAGGUGUAUGACUUUGUGUCAACUAGUAACGACUGAAAACUCUGACGUAGGUCUAAUAAGAUGAGAAUUAGUGAUCUGUGGAGCAUCAAGACCACUAGUGUGUUGAAGUU
Molecule: messenger RNA, 1111 nt
Organism: Oncorhynchus keta (chum salmon)
Lineage: Eukaryota; Metazoa; Chordata; Actinopteri; Salmoniformes; Salmonidae
Exons: 3
Coding region: 1-993 (330 amino acids)
Source: RefSeq, a predicted model, not a curated record